AUGGCCGACGCUGCCUGGGCCGAGCUCUGCAGCGGCGAGUCGGCGGCGAAGCAGGCGGCGGUGACCAAGCUCCUGCGCAAGCAGGAGAAGGCCAAGGUCGUCGAGAAGAAGCGCAACGCCGUCCUGAAGAAGAAGAAGAAGGAGAAGAAGGCGCCGGCCCCCGAGGUCGAGGUGCCCGCGCCGGAGCCGGAACCACCAAAACCGCCGCCGCCGCCGGAGACCGCGGUCGCGCUCCUGCGGCGCCUCGCGCGCGCGAUCCAGCAGCUCGGCGACGAGCGGAGCGAGACGCGGACGCAGGGGUUGGAGACGAUCGCGCGCGUCGUCGACGCGCCGCUGCCCGAGGCGACGCUCGAGGAGCUGCUCCACGCGCUCGCGCGGCCGCUGCUGCUGCGCUUCGAGGACCCCGUGGAGAAGCACCGCGAGCGGGCGAUCCGCGUCUUGAACGGGCUCUGCGGCCGCGUGCGGGACCUGACGCCCCACAUGCCCUACGUCUUCCCCAUGCUCCACGGCCGCGGGUCGCCCGCCGUCGGGCUGGACGUGGAGGCGGGCAUCUUCGUCUUCGAUCUCGAGGAUCACGCGGCGUUCAAACGAGGCAAGGCCCAGGCGCGGCCGGACCUCGCGUGCGCCUUCGAGCGCGAGCGCACGCUGCGGACGCGGGAGCCGAGCGAGGAGUUGCGUUUAUUAUUGUGCGAACUAUUGAUCACGUGCACCGCGGGCCGCGCGGCGUCCGUCGUCAACGCGUACCUGCACGAAGCCAUGUUACUCCUCGCGGGCUUCUGCCGCGACACCUUCGGCGAGUUGGCCUUAAAAGCCAUGGAGGGCGUGAAAACCAUCUGCGCCACGGAGGACCUGCAGGACCCCCUCGUGCCCUACGCGGCCGCGCUCGCGCGCGUGUCCAUGCCGAACCUGCGCCACCGCCACGCCAGGGUCCGCCGCGGCGCCGUCGACGCGGUGCGCCGCGCGGUCGCCGUCAAGCACGUCGCCAAGUGGCGCGCCGCCGGCUCCGACGCCAUCGCGGACCUCGUCGGCUUCCGCGAGGACAACGUCAUCCCGACCGCGUCGUUCUACGGCCGCGAGGUCCGCUACAACUACGUCGCCGAACUCACGCGCGACAACAACGUCGCGGUGCGCCAGGCGCUCGUGGACUGCUUCGCCGAGUGGUUCACGCAGACGUUGGACCGCCGCGACUCCCAGCCGCGGCUCCUGGCCUACAUGCUGAACUUCGCCAUCGACCGCGACGAGCGCGUUCGGAAAUCAGCUUUGGACGGCCUCGCCGCCGCGGGCCGCGAGAUGAUGGAGGAGUCGCAGUCGCGCGAGAACAACAUCGAGAAGAUCCAGUACGGCGUCGACGGCGACCCGCGCUGCAACCACGAGCCCGCGGGCCUGCCCUGGCCCCUCGAGAAGCGGCCGUCGCUGGGCGCGCGGACCAUCGUCCGCGCGUUCACGCACCGCGUGAUCCAGCCGACGAUGGACGAGCUCUGCAGCUGGAACGAGGAGGCGCGGACCCAGAGCGCCGUGUUACUGCAGUCCAUGUUCGUCUACUGCGAGGAGCACCUCACGGAGAAGCUCUCGAAGAUCGUCCUAGCGCUGUGCAAGGCUUUAUCGAGGUGCCGCUGCGAGGACUUUGGCGAGGCCCACCGCCAGCGCAUCCUCGAGUGCGGCCGCGUCUUGGGCCGCUACGUCGUGCCCGAGUCCUUCGUGACCUUUUUGGCGCCGCGCGUCGUCGGCGAUCUGGAGGUCAUCCCGGGAGGCGUCGACGCGAGGAGCCGCGGAGACGUCGUCGACGUGCUCGAGGCCAUGCUGCGGGGCUGCAAGCCCGCGGCGGCGCUGCCCCAGGUCUGCGCGCUCGUCGACGUGCUCACGCACGGCUCCCUCGUGGAGACGCGGGACCCGGGCCUACGGGCGUCGGCCGCGCGCGCCGUCGCCACGCUUCUAGAGCUCUGCAACGGGCGCGGCACCGCGGCCAUCGAGGCGGCCUUCGUGGCGACGGGCCGCGUCGAGUCCCUAGACCGCGCGACGGGCGCGCUCUGCUUCGCGCUCCUGGCCUGGCGCGGCGGCGGGGAACACGUGGACGACGCGCUGGCGGCGCUCGCGGUGCUGGACCGGUCGGCGAACGCGGCGCUGCGCCACGCGCCCAAGCUCUUCGCGGGCGCGGCCCUCGACGACGCCGAGGCCGUCGACGCCCUCGCGCUUUUUGAAGCUUUGACGCUCGCCGCCGGCGCGGACCGGCCCGCGCUGCUCGCGGUGUUGGACAUCGCAACGGACGCGGCCUGCCGCGACGUCGAAAGGGCCGUGCUCAAGCAGCUCGGCGUCGACGACGACGAUUUCGGGGAUGCGCCGGCGGCGGCCGGCGACGCCGCGGGCCCGCCGGCGGCGCCCGUCGCCGCGGCCAUCGCGACGCGCGUCGGCGUCGCGCUGGAGGCGCUCGCGGCGCGCGAGUCCGACGACCGGUCGGCCGAGCGCGCCCUCGCGGGCCGCCUCUUCGCCGACGUCGCCCUCGCGCCGGCGGCGGCCUGGGAACACGCGAGCGCCGAGCGCGUCGUGCUCCUCGAGGCGCUUCUGGCGCGCGACGCGUGGCUCGACCGGAACGCGCUCCGCGCGCGCUCCGACGCCGUCGUCGCGGCGCUCCUCGAGCCCUGCGCGAGCUUCAAGUCCACGGACCGCGCCAAGAAGGAGAACGCAUUAUCGUGCCUCGCCUCCGUCGCGGCCGUCGUGCGCGCCUGCGUCGUCGACGCGGGCGACGAGGGCAAGCGGCGGCGCCUCGUCCCGUUUUCCAAGCGCGCCGGCCCGCUCUUCCCGGAAGGCUCGCCCGUCGCCAAAGCCGCGGCGGCGGCCUUCGACACGGCGGACCGCCUGCUGAACCGCGACGACGAGCGCACGAAGCGCGCGGCGCUCGACGUGCUCUGGGAGGUGCUCUACUGUUUGGACGCGAAGCUCGCCCUCGAGAAGUUCCUCGACGCGCUGCUCCCGCACCUGCCGGAGGACUACCCGGAGGACUACCGCGACGACGCGGAGACGCAGGUCGACGCGCUCCUCCGCGCGGCGGCCGUCCUCGACGUCGACGCGUUCCUCAAGGCCGUCCAGGACGCGAGCGCGGCGCAGCGCACGAACGUCCUCUGCUCCCUCGAGGACCACGUCGGCAUGAUCUCCAUGAUGCACCGCUGAGGGUCCGUCGUCUUUUGGCCCACUGUCUUUUUUAGCGAGCACUAACACUAGUCCAUCUU
This is a messenger RNA of Aureococcus anophagefferens, 3224 nucleotides long. RefSeq names its product expressed protein. Bases 1 to 3165 code for a protein of 1054 amino acids. The transcript has a single exon. The record is from RefSeq and is a predicted model, not a curated record. Lineage: Eukaryota; Pelagophyceae; Pelagomonadales; Pelagomonadaceae.